CAAGCUCACUGUAAAAAAUACUCUCUAUUUAUUUAAUGUCUUAACUAAAAAAUAAAGGGACAAAGGCACACUUGGCGCUUGCUCGAAGUCCCCUAAGUUGCCAGAAGAAAGAAGAAUUCAAACUAAACGCUGUCCCGAAAAGAUUUGAAUGGCGGCUAACAUGAAGUUGAAGAACUUUGGAAGUAACCAACCACUACCAGCUGACGGCGGUGGGAAUACUCUGUUAAGUAGACAGCCAUCGAUCUAUUCUCUAACCUUUGAUGAGUUUCAAAGCACUAUGGGUGGAAUAGGCAAAGAUUUUGGGUCUAUGAACAUGGAUGAGUUGUUGAAGAACAUUUGGAGUGCUGAAGAAACUCAAACAAUGGCUUCUUACAGUGGUGGCCUGGACGCAUAUGGAGGGCUACAAAGGCAAGGGUCUUUGACUUUGCCAAGGACGCUAAGCCAGAAGACUGUUGAUGAGGUUUGGAAAGAUAUUUCAAAGGAGUAUUCAAUAGGGAAAGAUGGGAUUGGAACUGCGGCAGGGACAAAUCAUGUGCCCCAAAGGCAGCAAACAUUAGGGGAGAUGACUUUGGAAGAGUUCUUGGUGAAGGCUGGUGUGGUAAGAGAGGGCACCCAAUUUGCUGGGAAGGAUAAUAAUGUUAAUGGAGGGUUCUUUGAUGGAUUUCAACAAGGUGGUAGAACUCCAAAUUUCAUGGGAAAUAGGCUUUCUGAAGUUGGUUUUCAGGCUUCUAAUUUGCCUUUGAAUGUUAAUGGGGUUAAAUCAAACCAGCACCAGUUACCUCAGCAUCUGCAGCAACAACCAAUUUUUCCUAGGCAACCUGCUGUAGGAUUUGGAUUUCAGAUGCCUUUACAAAGUGGUGGUCAGUUGGGGAGUCCUGGAAAUAGAGGGGGAAUUACUGGGAUGGGGGAUCAGGGACCACCUAAUGGUCUUAUUCAGGGUGGAAAGAUGGGGAUGAUUGGUUUAGGAGGGCCAGUCAGUGUUGCAACUGGAUCACCUGCUAACCACUUCUCAUCAGAUGGGAUAGGGAAGAGUAGUGCAGAUACUUCCUCUGUCUCGCCGGUUCCUUAUGUGUUCAAUGGAAGUUCUAGGGGUAGGAAAUGCAGUGCUGUGGAGAAGGUUGCCGAGAGGCGGCAAAGGAGAAUGAUAAAGAACAGAGAAUCUGCUGCAAGAUCUCGAGCUCGAAAGCAGGCUUAUACUACGGAGUUGGAAGCAGAACUUGCGAAGCUAAAAGAGGAGAAUGAAGAAUUGCGGAAGAAACACGCAGAAUUAAUGGAAAUGCAAAAAAAUCAGGUCAUGGAGAUGAACAUGCAGCAAGGACCUAAGAAGCAAUGUUUGCGAAGAACACGGACCGGUCCAUGGUGAAGUGAAAACAUUGUGCUUGUGGUUCUUGGUUAGCAGAUAGUUGUACAAAUUUAAGUCAAAGGGUAGUAGUUGAUAUUUCUUUUAGAUUUUAAUAGAUGAAAUUAGUGCACAGUAGAUAAAAGAAAACACCAAUAUUGGUAGUAUUCUUUUUUUAUGGGCAACAUGCAUGGUUUUAUUAAACAAUAUCUGUAAAUAUAAGAAUCUCAGAGUUCCUUUUGUUGGUUCUUAUUAAUUGAAGUAAUCAUGUGUGUCUUUUUCUCA
Molecule: messenger RNA, 1624 nt
Organism: Gossypium arboreum
Lineage: Eukaryota; Viridiplantae; Streptophyta; Magnoliopsida; Malvales; Malvaceae
Product: ABSCISIC ACID-INSENSITIVE 5-like protein 5
Exons: 4
Coding region: 149-1363 (404 amino acids)
Biological process (GO): positive regulation of DNA-templated transcription
Cellular component (GO): nucleus
Molecular function (GO): DNA-binding transcription factor activity
Source: RefSeq, a predicted model, not a curated record